AUGGUGGCAAAGUUAUCAAUUUAUUUGGUGUUUGUAUCUGUGGUGUUACCAUACUAUCAAGUUUUGUGUCAAGGUAAUGAAUGGCAAAGUCUUUUAGACCAAGCACAAGACUAUGGUAUCUCGGGAGACACAGUUGCUGACGCUCAAAAUAUUAUAGGAGAUAGUUCUAUGGAACAAGUUGCUGAGGAUGCUUUGCGAGACGGAUCAUUGGCUGAUUGGGUUAUAGAAGCAACUGAGGAUACAAACCAAGGAAGCACAACACCACCAGCAGAAGCACCAACAGGUCCUGAACUAGCACCAAAUAAUGCACCGAAUAGCGAUGUAGAGAAUUCACCAAAUUUGACUCCAAAUGCAGGACCUGAACUAGCACCUUUAAGUGCACCAUCACCUGCCCCUUAUGCAGCAUCUCCUAAAGCAUGA
Messenger RNA from Vicia faba (fava bean), 420 nucleotides. The record is from the annotation of a GenBank genome assembly. Lineage: Eukaryota; Viridiplantae; Streptophyta; Magnoliopsida; Fabales; Fabaceae.